Symbiodinium sp. CCMP2592 is the source of this 1941-nucleotide messenger RNA. NCBI's taxonomy places the organism in Eukaryota, Dinophyceae, Suessiales, Symbiodiniaceae. The record is from the annotation of a GenBank genome assembly.
AUGGCAGAGCUCCGGAGCAUGGGAACGGAUGCUUUUCUUGCUUUCGGAGCUCUCGCGCCUCCUGCCUCCAAGGCGGACAGGAUGCUGGACCUGGGCUUCAUCGACGCAGUGAAAGCGUUGAUCUCCAAGAUGCCCAAGGCUGGGGCAAGGCAUGGCAAUGGCAAGGCGGCCCGCAUCAGCCCCCCUCCCUUCACGAGGCUGGGAAGUGGGGCACUCAGCGAUCGUGAAAGGUUCUGCGCAGGUAAAGGCUGCAUAUCCCGUGCUAGGUCACUUGGGAAAACGGAAGCGGCGUGUUUGAAAGUCGGCCCGAGGCGGCAGACCUGCAUGUUCAGUGCCACUUGGCCUGCCGUAGCCUCGGAGACUCGGAGAGUGGCUGCGUGGGCUCUCGCUGCUCUCUUCCAGGCCACGGUGCAUUCUCUCGCGACGAAGUUCCUGAACGAGCCCAUGCAUGUGGGCAUCGGCUCUGUCGAUGAGGGCAUGGUGGCGAACACAGCCAUUCGACAGCUCGUGGAGGUGAUCAGCAACGAGAAGGACAAGCCGGCACGUCUACUUCAACAUUUGAAGAAACAUUUCAGUCCCGACAAGAAGGUGAUCAUCUUUGGCUUGUACAAGAAGGUGGGCAGCCUGAAGCUGUUCUUCAGUCGGCGGGAAGCCUUUUCAAAGGAGACGGCCUGGCUGGAGAACUUCUUGUGGGAGAAGGGCUACGAAAAGGUCAUUGCAUUGCAGGGUGCGCAGGCCCUAGGUCCCCAGGUUCGCCGCUCGCAGCCUCAAGCCAUCGCAGACUUCAAGGCGACGAAGAAGACUCCACUUAUCGCCACUGACGUUGCCAGCCGAGGUCUGGAUGUCCAGGACGUGGAGCUGGUCAUCAAUUAUACUUUCCCUUUGACCAUCGAGGACUACGUGCAUCGUAUCGGUCGAACCGGCCGAGCAGGCAAGAAAGGCUUGGCGAUCUGCUUCUUCUGUCCAGAGUCGAAGGGGGCCCAAGAUGAGAAGGCGCACGCAGGUGACCUUUGCAAAGUCCUCCGCGAUGCAAACCAAGAAGUGCCCAAGGAGUUGGAGAGCAUUGCCAGCACCUCUGGUGGUAACAAGGCGACGAAGAAGAAGGCCUUCAAUGUGCUCCGACUUCAGAAGCCCUUUCCUUCGCUCCGGAAAGUGCGGUGGACAGAGUCACUGACAGAAGCUAUCGAGCAGCUCCAUCUGGCAACUGACACACGAGAUGAUCGGCCGCUCGACCGCCUGAUGGUACCGGCCGUCGAAGAAGAGGAGGAUGGCUCCGAGGUUCCUGUGAUGGCCUUCGACCCGAACUCUCUCGAAGAGCCCGUGCCUUUCCUUCCGACCACGCCGCAGGUUUUCCUUCAAGGCUCUCAGCUCGUCACCCUCUGCAAGGCAUGGCUUCGCACAAAGGCCGCCGACCGGGUGACGACGGCCCAUCUGGCCGACCAGCUAAGUUCCAUCUCGCAGCUGCUUCCUUCGAUCACCUUGCGCCCUUACCGUAGCCUCGACCCGGCUAGGCUGAAGCUCUCGGGCAGCGCAAACUGGGUUCCAGACCUUUCCCGUGAAUCCUCGGCAAAGAUCUUUGACCUGGCCCCGCGUUGGGAUGCCCUUGGCCUGCUCAGGUUCCUUGGCAGGGCCUUCAUCUGCUUUGCCUUGCGGCCCGCAGCUCACGGGCUUGUGCAUCAACUUGGCUUCAUCUCGGUCACGGACCGAAAGGAUUUCUACCAUCAAUUGGCGGCCCUCAUCAUCGAUGACUUCUUCUCUCCCGGGUCGCUACGCCCUCCUGGCCACCAGCUACCGAGAGGCGCGGCAGGGAGAGGAGCGCCACUAAUGCAGCUCCCCGCUAACAAAGCUCCGGACGUCAUGGCUUACACCUGGACACUGAAUACGCCGAUAUGGAGAUGCUGCGGUACUCGCUACCGCUACAGCAGACCGAGAAGGCGCUAA